Molecule: messenger RNA, 4388 nt
Organism: Helicoverpa armigera (cotton bollworm)
Lineage: Eukaryota; Metazoa; Arthropoda; Insecta; Lepidoptera; Noctuidae
Product: protogenin A
Exons: 24
Coding region: 119-3295 (1058 amino acids)
Biological process (GO): cell-cell adhesion
Molecular function (GO): protein binding
Source: RefSeq, a predicted model, not a curated record
CCGCGGCCGAGCGGAGCGGAGCGUCAGUGCGCCGGAGGCAGCGGGCUGCGCCGUACGUGUUCCACGCAGCCCGCUAAUCGAGAAAUUCCGAGUGUUUUGUGCAAAUGCUUGUGUUUAUAUGGCGGUCACAUUACUACGAGUGUUGGUGCUGGGUGUGAUCGCGGCGGCCGCCGACGCAGAUGUCCCGAUAACGUGGUUGUCGUCCCCGCGCGCUUCGGUGCCGUGUGUGGUGCCGGACGCGGACCGGAUCCCGGCGAGACGCCCCCCGCCCCCACUCGAGGCUGAAGACAGGCCGAGACCGAAGCCCUACGUCUGGAGGAAGGGCGAUGAGGAGGUUAAACGGGUACUAAGCAAUGGUACUCUGGAAGUGUCGAAGAAGAAGGACGGUAGCUCCGAGGGGGUGUACCAGUGCACCGUGAGGCACCAUGCUGGCCUCGUGCUCGGGUACCCUGUGCAGCUCAAGUUUGCUUACCUAGAUAAGCAGUUCUCGGUGCACCCCGAGAACGCGACGGCAUGGCGCGGCCAGCCCUUCGUGCUGAACUGCAGCAUCAGCUCGGGUCCAGCCGCCGCCAUCUCCUGGCAGAAGGAUGGAGAGCCUUUGCCGCAGAAUAAUAGAUACACAGUGCUGAAAAAUCAGCUACUUAUCACGGACGUGACAGGAGAAGAUUCUGGAUUAUACAGAUGCAAAGCAACAAACUCCCACGCAAACAGAACGAGAUACAGCCAUGAGGGCAAGCUGCAAGUUGAGGAGUACCCGGGUAACCCGGAUACCGACCCGGCUAUGCUGCCGGUCCACCAUGAGAAGGAUAUUGCAGUUCCGAGGGGCAGUACCGUUGUGCUGCCUUGUCCUGUCACAGGGUGGCCUAGGCCUAAGCUAAUAUGGGAGUUCUCCCAACCUGGCGAGAGGACCAGUGAGCUGGAAGCCACAGACGAAGUCCUGAUCCUCCGUGACGUAGGCCCUGAGCAGGAGGGAGUGUAUACCUGCACUGUUGAGGGAAACAGCGACCUGGUGAAGACGUUCGCCGUAUCUCUAACAGAGCCAGCCCGCAUUACAGUGCACCCCACCUCUAAGCAGACCUUCAGAGCGAGCACCGUGCGAUUCAACUGCACGGCUGCCGGGAAACCAGCUCCUACCGUCACCUGGUACAAGGAUGGGAAGCCGCUCACGCUGGCUGGACGGAUCGUGGUGUUACCAUCAGUAGAUGGCAAGCGACUGGAACUUCUCAUCAGAAGCGUGACCUCAGAAGAUGCAGGAGUAUACCAAUGCUUCGCGCAGACGCCGCACUCCACAGCGUCAGCGUGGGCCACGCUGAACGUGACGGGCGCCGGCGCCGCCGCCCCGACGGGCGUGACGUGCGGCGCGGCGGGCGCGCGCGCCGUGCUGGUGCGCUGGCCGCGCGUGCGCGCUGACGUCAUGGCCUACACUGUGCAGAUCACUACUCCUGGUGGAAUCUCUUUGCCCGGCCAACCUGUGAUUGGCAUCGAAGACAUCAUAACCGUCGCAGAGCCAUUGACACCAUACGGGUUCCAGGUCCGUGCAUACAUCAAAUCACCGACGACAAACAGGAAUGUGGCGAGUGACAUGUCCGAGAGUGUCACGUGCCAAGGACAGGGAGUACCCAUCAAACUAGCCCGCCAAAAUGAUGACAUCCUGGUCUCGUGGAAGCAGUUCGCAGACCAGACUCCUGGCGUGCUGCAGUGGAUCCUGCAGUAUAAGGUCGAGAACAGCACCGAUGAACUUAAUGUGACCCUCGAUGGAAAAGUCACCAACUAUACUAUUAAAGGAUCAACACAAGAGCCCCUCCAAGUGAGGGUGCUCGGCACGAAGUACCUUCCCUGGCUGCAUCAAAACCUGACGCUAGUGCCGUGGACGUCCACCAGCGUGGCUGUGAGAGCCCCUGACGCCGGAGAGGUGAAAGCAAUCCCCGAAGAUGUGGAGGUAACAGACAUUCGACCAGAAGGAUUCACUGUGCGCUGGCGCUGCGAGGAGGCGGAUCUGUCUCCCGAUAUCUUCUCUUAUAUGGUCUGCACCAGGAGAAUCGACGGCAACGAGGACUGUGUGGAGACCCAGCUAAAGUCAGUCCGCAUAGACAAGCUGUCCCCCAGCACUAUGUACGAGGUGCGCGUGCAGGCGCGAGUGCGAGCGCGGGACGCGGCCGGCGAUUUCUCCGCGCCAAUCACUAUUACCACUCCCUCUGAUGGCCCCCAGCGUUUCAAGGACCUUUCAGCUAAGCUGGUGAACGCCACAACUCUCCGAGUAUCCUGGAACAGCGUUCCCGGCAAAUAUACGAUCCACUACAGCAAUGAGCGCAAUGUGCCCCUCAACCAGUGGUCUUCGGUGGACACCAUGGGGAAUACUGUGCUGCUAACCGGCUUGGACCUGACUAAGGAGAUGUACGUAAUGGUGACAGGAUACGAGCCACUUGGCCGCAGCCAGAUACUGAAUGUUACUGUACCAGAGACCAAAGAGCUGCAGUACUGGUUCACUCGCUCCGGGCUGACAGUGACGUGGCGCGGCGAGGGUCCGCGGCAGGUGAUGUACUCCCAGAACCUGACCCAGUCACUGGACAAGUGGCCCACCAUCAAUGUUACCACAAAUAUUGUUCAUAUAACUGGCCUAGAGCCAGAGCAGUCGACUUACGUGGUGGUGGCGGCCCCAGGCCCCAGUCUCCGCAGCCAGGUGGUGACGGUACCACCACGACCGCCUGACCACUCCUCGUUCUACCUCAGUAUAGGUAUCGGUUGUGGCGUGGUGUUGCUGUGUCUGCUGGCAGUCGCCGCCAUUUGCAUUUGGCGUAGACGGAAGAGGUCGCAAUCUCCUGUCAGGUCUCGUCGAAGGAACCUUUCUUCUCCCGAAGGUAAUGAAGAAGAAGGAGCGGAAAUGAAGAACAUUGGCAACAGGUUGGCCAAUGGCGGCGGCUCGAAGGACGCGGGGGAACCACUCUUGAAUGGCCAUGUUCACAUCACAGAGAACCCUAACCAAUCAAAAACACCAAACGGGCGCAUGAGAAAAGGCCGUCGCUACGAGGCUGCCUUCGACGUCGCUCGAUACGAAGACCCCGACUCCACCCUCGAGACAGUUCUAGACCCCGACACCUCUGCCUCCACCACCUUCAACCUCCUCGACACCUCCCGGAGACCAGAGUACGACCUCUGCAGGUCCUCCCGGGACAUCAGCUCGAACAACUCCUUCAAUAAACUCCCUGACGAUAACAUGAACUCAGAACUCACCCGCAGCACCGACUUCCAACUAGACAACAGCAAAAUUCUCCCCACGCUACAGCCUAACGGUUGAAACACCCCCCCACCCGGUUACCUAGAACUACAAUAGGGGUAGGCGGCCCCUGAAAUCAGGUAUCGAUUCACCGAUACCGAUUUCUCGCGUCAAUUCGAAUGGUGUUGCUAUUUUUAAGUCAAGGAUUGAGAUUGUGUACAGACAAAAUCGUUUUUUUUUUACUAGUUGCUCGUUAGACACAGUAAAAUGGAUAUACGACUAUAAUAAGAAGGGUAAUACUUGAAGUUUUUAAUAGAUAAUAAUGAGGCUUCACACAGUCCGGUCGAUACGGGUUCGCGCGAGGAUAGCUUACGUGUUUCGUUCCUAACGUUAGAAUUUAUUUUUAAUUAUUGUAAGGCUGAUAUUUUUUGGUAAACAAUAGUACGGGUAAAUAAUUUAAGUGUUAAAAAUGGAUUCAGGUCGGACGUAACUGUUGUUCAAUGCCACGUGGAGUUAUUCUCGCCGAUCUGUCGGAACGCCGUCGUGAACGACACCCUACGAUUGUUAUUGUGUAUAUAUAACGUUUUUAUUGCCGGUUUUAUGGCAAGCCGCACUUGUAUAUAGCGUUGUUCGGUUACGGCCUGAGAUUAUAUGCGCCCGACAAUAAUGUAGGAAUGACGCGUCACUGAGACGUGAGUGUGCUGCGUCGUCACCUCUUAGUGUAUAAACAGUGCCUCUCGAAGUACACACUGAUCAUAAGUCAUACAAAUAGAUUCACCGUUAGUGCAACAUAAUCGUACAAAAUAUAGACCAAAAUAAUUCCAAACACUCAUUGAAUUCGCGUGUACAUAAAUAACAUAAAAAAAAACAAAAUACCCGACUGCACACUAAAAAAAGAGUAAAACAAGCCCCACAAUAAUAUUGAUCAAUACAACUUUACUGAAUAUAAUUUAUAAAUAUUGAUGGAAAGCAUCGCAGGCGGGGACCAACAGAGGCUUAUUUAUAGUCAUUUCGGUUGUGCACCAUUUAGCAGAAUUUUCGUUGGUGGCGGUCAAGGUGGUCCCCGCCUGCGAUGCUUUCCAUCAAUAUUUAUAAAUUAUAUUCAGUAAAGUUGUAUUGAUCAAUAUUAUUGUGGGGCUUGUUUUACUCUUUUUUUAGUGUGCAGUCGGGUAUU